AUGUUUUUAUUAUUAUUUUUUUCUUUAUUAUUUCUUAUCUAUUUAAGAUUACGUAUUCAAGCAGUGAAUAAAUUUGGUCCAAGUGAAUAUUCCGCUAAUAUUGAAUUCACUACACUUGAUCCAUUGCCUAAACCUCCCGUAUUUAAUCAAUAUACAAAUUUAACAUCAAAUAGUGUACGAUUAGAAUGGACUAUUAUACCAUCAGUCGAUGAGAAUGGCAAUACUACUGAUACUACUGAUGACAAUACAAUGAAUAAUAUUGAUCAUGGUGAUGUUGAUCCGAUUAAUGGUGGUGGUAGUGAUGAGACUGUUAGUGAUCAUCAUUAUAUGAAUGAGUUGUCAGAGAAAAAACCAAUUCGUAACGAUGAAAGAAAAGAAUUCCCAAUUGAAGAUGUAGUGAAUUUCAAAGCAAAUAAUUCAUCUCGUCGUGAAAGAUUAAGAAAACAAAAGUUGGAUAUGAAAUCUGAUGAAAGCCAGUUAAUAUUUACAUUACAAAUGAGCAAAGAAUCAGAUUUAGAUUGGAUAACAAUUUAUGAAGGACAAUCAACUAUGCAUAAAGUGAAUCGUUUAUCAGAAUUUACAAUUUAUCAUUUUCGUGUAUGUGCUACAAAUACAACAGGUAGUGGAUUGUAUAGUGAUAUUCAAACAAUACGUACACAGAAAGCAUCACCACCAGCUGUACGAGGUUUGAAAAUUCUUGAAUUAAAUGCGGAUCGUUGUCAACUGGAAUGGACUCCAGUCAAUCAACUAGGCAUGGAUCCAAUUAUUUAUUUAUUGCAUUUACUCCCAGUCACAGCCGCCAGUACACCACAAUCAACUAAUUUGAAUCAGGUUUACAGAGGUAAUCAAACCGCUUGUCGUAUCACAGGUUUAAAUCCAGGCUCAGAAUAUGUUUGCCGAGUAUGUGCUGUUCGAUUGUGUCAACCAACUACGAAAUUACCGGUUAUUCAUAGUAGUAGUAACAGUAGCACUAGUACUAGUACUACUACUACUACUACCUCUACUACUACUACAUCUGAACAAGAUCAAUCUAAGGUGAACAAUUCCCAAAUAGAUUCUUCACAAUAUCAAAUCACUGAAUUGCCUGGACCAUUUUCACCUGGUCUACUAUUUACAACUCCACGUCUUACAAAAGAUAAUCAAUUCGAUUGUACAUCAUCUUCAGUGUUAUCGUCAUCGUCAUCGCCAUCCUCAAGCUCCUCCUCCUCCUCAUCGUUACCAUUGUCUUCAGCAUCAGUGACAGUGUCAGCCAAUUGUCAUUUAUUCAAACAAACCAAUUCUUCAUCUUAUUGUAAACAAUCAAACGGUUUAUUGAAAAUAUUCAUUUCUCCUUAUCAACUGAUUCGAAAUCUGAUCUUACGUAAUAAUAGUAGUACCAGUAGUACGAGUAGUAAUGUUAAGUCGAAAAAUGUCUACACACUACAUGAUGCAUCGAAUUGGACUACUACUACUACUACUAACCUAUCGAAACAAGAUCACUUGAUUACUCCAGGUGGCGGCGCUGGCGGUAGUACUUCAUCACUAUUACACAACAAUACUAAUCAUGUAUCAUCAGAUAAACGUCGUACUAUUCUCUCUUCAACAUCACAGUCGACAAUGAUGAAUUCAUCAAAAAAUCAAUGCAAACAAUCAUUCUCAUCACAUCCUCAUCAUCAUCAUAUGACCAAACGUUCACAUUCACAUUGGUUUCGUUUUACUGAUACACAACUAGCUUGUUUAUUAUUAAUAUUAUUUAGUUUAGCAACAUUAUUAGUUGCAAUAAGUUUACAAUAUGUAUUAAAUGUACAUUUGAAAUUAUCCAAUCCUACUACUACUACUACUACUACUACUACUACUACAACACCAACAUCAACACCAACAACUGGCAGUUUAUCGAUGGAUUUACCAUCAACCUACUCCUCCUUAUCAGCCUCAUCAGUCUCCUCAGCAUCGGAAUCGUAUAGUAUCAAAUUAAAAUUUGAUCAUACUAAUAAUAAUGAUGAACAACAGACUAAUGAUAUUGAUGUGGAUGCAGAGAGUGCAUUGUUUACUUCAACAAGAACACAUCAAAAUGUUCAUUUAUAA
Schistosoma turkestanicum is the source of this 2064-nucleotide messenger RNA. Lineage: Eukaryota; Metazoa; Platyhelminthes; Trematoda; Strigeidida; Schistosomatidae. The record is from the annotation of a GenBank genome assembly.